Morchella importuna is the source of this 582-nucleotide messenger RNA. RefSeq lists its product as uncharacterized. NCBI's taxonomy places the organism in Eukaryota, Fungi, Ascomycota, Pezizomycetes, Pezizales, Morchellaceae. The transcript is spliced from 5 exons. Bases 1 to 582 code for a protein of 193 amino acids. The record is from RefSeq and is a predicted model, not a curated record.
AUGGUGAAGUCUCUGGUUAGAAGCAAGGAGUGUAACCCGCAUGAUGACCCUGGCGUUUAUUCUAUACAUCAGGCAACCUACGGCGUAAUCUUUUAUGGAACCUCACAUCGUGGAUUUCUAGUAGACGAUAUCCUUAGUGUGCUUGAUCCCGAAGAACAUUCUGACAAAGCCAAGCUUUUCAACUCGAUCAAUAAAAGCUCCGAUUUACUCCAUUCGGAGCUGGAGAGAUUUGUUGAUUUUGCAAUGCAACUACGUAUCAUCAGCUUCUACGAGCGAUUCAAAACUCGAAGACUAGUCCAGGGGAAAAACGGCUUUGCAAGGACUGGAGAAUACAUUACUACAGUCGAUACUGAUUCCGCACUACUUCAUCUUGGUGCAGCAGUCGAGAAGAAAAUACCAGUUGAUGCAGAUCAUACUGAGAUCGUCAAGUUCAAGAAUAGGCAGAACCAAGCUUAUUCAAGUACAGCGGAGUUUGAAAGAGAUUUAAAAAUACGAACUUCGAUGUCAUCUGCUGUAAGGGAUUCUUCACCAUCGCUUGGGAUGCACUUUGCGGUAGCCUUGAAGCCCCAGAAAGAUGUGUAA